This is a messenger RNA of Hemiscyllium ocellatum (epaulette shark), 1750 nucleotides long. It is a transcript of the gene ccdc15, whose product is annotated as coiled-coil domain containing 15. Gene Ontology annotation, cellular component: centrosome. The transcript is spliced from 11 exons. Lineage: Eukaryota; Metazoa; Chordata; Chondrichthyes; Orectolobiformes; Hemiscylliidae. The coding region runs from base 21 to 1625 and encodes 534 amino acids. The record is from RefSeq and is a predicted model, not a curated record.
GUUGGUGCGGAUCGCGGACAAUGCCCCGCACGGUGGAGUGUGGCCGGUCCACAGGAGGCAGGGCAAUGCAGCACCCCCGCUACCGGCCGCCGGGCCGGGUCUUGGCCGAGAGGAACCAGGCUGUGGUACCGGUGGGAGCCUGGGUGGAGUGUGCCCGGGACUGGCCCGAACAACAGAAUCCGGCUUUUAUUUCAGCUCUUGAAGUGGAUGAGCAACUAAAAGAAAUCCGUAGAGAAAAGCUGGAGAAUUUGAAGCAUUUUCAAGAAGAGGUGAAGCACCGAGUGAACAAAUAUACUCGAUUACGCAAAAAGCAGCAACAACAGCGAUCUUAUGAAGCAGUUGAAAGGGAUGAUCGUGUGAUAAAGCAAUCUUCUGCUUCAGUUGAAGAUCUCACUCCAAAUAAAAACACAUGCAUCUUUCGUGGUAAUAAUUCAGAAUUUGCCAUUUUUAGUCCAAGCUCUAGAUGGGUGUGUGUUCGGAAUCUGGGCAUUGACAAGCAAGAAGGCACUGAUGUUUUCAGUGAUCAAGCUCAGAAGCUGAGUAAAGUGACAAAACAGGCUCGGCGUAGGCUUGCAUCAUGUCAAACUGUAUCAGAAGAGGACUUGUGCUCAACACUUCCAGGAGGAAUUUGGAAGGUGUCAUCAAUAAGAGAUAACUUAGUAUCCCGAAAAGAGGGACAACUAGAUGCUACAGGAGAUUUCAUGUGCUCAGAAGGUCAACAAGACCUGCCUGCUGAAUUGCAGGUACAGUCUCAGAAAUUGAUGAAUCGAAAACAUGUUACUUUCCAGUCAGAACUGCAGCAUCCCAAGAACCCAGUCGCCCAAACAGAGGUGCAUCUGAAUAUGGCAGGAGAGUUUGUGUGUUUGGAAGACCAGCAUGACCUACCUGUAGAGUUGCAGGAGCAGUCUCAGAAAUUGUUGGAUGGGAAACAUAUUACUUUCCAGCCAGAGCUGCAACAUGAAAGGCCCUGUAGUCGACUUUAUUGUGAGCCCUACCCCUCAAGUUCCUGUGUAGGGUUUAGUACUGACUAUAAGGCAGCACUGAUCUUGAGACCUGGUGUGGACCAGGAAGAGAAAAAGAAGCAGCGUGGUAACCAGUAUUUGAUGUACCGUCGCCUCUUCAUGGAUAUUGAACGAGAGCAGGUGAAAGAACAUCAGCGUCAGCGAGAGCAUGAGAAGAGGAUAGCUAAAAUUAAGGAAGAGAAGGAGAAGCUAAGGGAAGCAGAAGAGAAAAGAAUGCUUAAGCUGACUCAGCAGAGUGAGCUAAUGGGUGAAAGUGAAAAGAUUGCUCAGUUGAAGGAAGAGGAGAAACAAAAGAAAACUGAACAAGUCAAAGCGCAACGCAACAGAGAGAGCACCAGAUAUAUAGAAGCCUUAAGAGCACAGAUGAUGGAGAAGAUUAAAUUGCAGAACACAGAUCUACCUCCACUCUGUUGCUGUGGAACUGAUUUCUGGGACUCCCAUCCAGACAAGUGCGCAAACAACUGCGUCUUCUAUAAAAACCCGAAAGUGUAUGUCAAAGCACUACAGUCUGUAUUAUCUUCAUUCGAUGCUUGGGAUGGACACUGUAGAAAUGCCUCAAUGAAGAAGAUUGCAUCAGUGCAUUUGUGUUCGGCGUGGAAAUAAUUCAUCUGCAGUGGGAAGCUAAAUUCACUUUAGCAAUUAAUCUUUUCAAAAAUGAGUCUAUAUGAAGAUGUGUUCAGAAAAUGUGUGUCUUUUUUUUAAAUAACAAUUGGUUCAUAAAUUAUUUU